Molecule: messenger RNA, 2148 nt
Organism: Cajanus cajan (pigeon pea)
Lineage: Eukaryota; Viridiplantae; Streptophyta; Magnoliopsida; Fabales; Fabaceae
Product: aluminum-activated malate transporter 9
Biological process (GO): malate transport
Source: RefSeq, a predicted model, not a curated record
AGUGAUGUACAAGGCAAGCCAUCACGAGGACCUGACGAACUUUGUCUUUGUUAAUAAUAUCUUCACACUUCACACUCACAUGACGCGAACACUCUACACAUCUCAACUUAAACACAACACAAUAUAUAGUAACAUUAUCAACUAUCUUCAUUUCCGUUGAAGAUGGGUCCGAAAUUGGCGAAAUCGGGGUCGUUUCGUCACGGUUUGGUGGAGAAGAAGGAGAGGCUUCUCUCGGCGAAGAGUGUUGGUGAAAUUGGCAUGCGAGAAGAAGAGCAAUGGAGGACGGUGAAGUGGUGGAACAAGUUGAAGCGCGUGGCUGAGAAGGCAUGGGAAAUGGGUCGUUCUGAUCCAAGGAAGAUUAUUUUUUCUGCCAAAAUGGGUCUUGCUUUGACACUUAUUUCACUUCUCAUUUUCCUCAAAGAACCCUUCAAGGAUAUGAGCAGAUACUCUGUCUGGGCCAUUCUAACUGUCGUCGUAGUCUUUGAAUUCACCAUAGGGGCAACUCUGAGCAAGGGGUUUAACAGAGGGUUGGGAACUUUGUCGGCUGGAGGACUUGCUCUGGGGAUGGCAGAGUUAUCAGCAUUGGCCGGGGAAUGGGAGGAACUUAUAAUUAUUAUAAGCAUAUUCAUUGUAGGAUUUUCUGCCACCUAUGCAAAACUAUACCCUACUUUGAAGCCUUAUGAAUAUGGUUUCCGUGUGUUCUUGAUCACGUAUUGUUUCAUCACUGUAUCCGGGUAUCGAACUGGGGAAUUUGUUGAUACGGCUAUAAAUAGGUUUUUUCUCAUUGCACUUGGUGCUGCUGUAUCUUUGGGAGUAAAUAUCUGCAUAUUCCCAAUUUGGGCUGGUGAGGAUCUGCAUAAUCUUGUUACCAAAAAUUUCAUGGGUGUUGCAACAUCUUUGGAAGGUGUUGUGAAUCACUACCUUCAUUGUGUUGAAUAUAAGAAGGUUCCAUCUAAAAUUCUUACGUACCAAGCUUCUGAUGACCCGGUUUACAGUGGCUACAGAUCGGUUGUUGAAUCUACAAGUAAAGAAGAUUCAUUGAUGGGAUUUGCUGUCUGGGAACCACCACAUGGCAAUUACAAAAUGCUGAAGUAUCCAUGGAAGAAUUAUGUGAAAUUAAGUGGGGCUCUAAGGCAUUGCGCAUUUAUGGUCAUGGCUAUGCAUGGAUGCAUACUUUCUGAAAUACAGGCACCAGCUGAGAAGAGACAAGUUUUCCGCAGUGAGCUUCAGAGGGUAGGUUCUGAAGGCGCAAAAGUGUUGCGUGAACUCGGAAAGAAAGUUAAACAAAUGGAGAAACUGGAUCGGGGAGACUUGCUGUAUGAAGUGCACGAGGCAGCCGAGGAAUUGCAACAAAAGAUUGAUAAAAAGUCUUACCUUCUUGUCAAUUCAGAGUGCUGGGAAAUUGGAAACCGCCCCAGAGAAGAGGAGAGUGAUCCUCAACAACAACAAGGCCUAUUUAACAUGGAUGCAGAAAGAAAAUUUCUUGAGUACAAGUCUCUUAGUGAAGCAGUACUUGAUCUCAGAACAGUUGAAGUUCCAAAUACUGGGGAAGGAAACAUAGCUCAAAGCAAUAACUCAAGCGUGCAUGCAACCAAUGCCUCUCAAAACAUGUUCAGGAGACAGAUAUCUUUGCCUUCUAAUAUUUACCACAAAUCAACUAACGUGCCCAAAGAGGGUCGUGAAUCAAAAACUUAUGAAAGUGCUAGUGCACUAUCUCUAACAACAUUUACGUCGCUUUUGAUUGAAUUUGUAGCAAGGCUUCAAAACCUGGUGGAUUCGUUUGAGGAAUUAGGUGAAAUAGCAAACUUUGGUGACCCACUUGAGGAACGAGCACCCGCAUCAUGUUGUGGGUUUUUGGACCAGGCUGUUUAACUGCUUCAAAUGCAAGGACUGAAACAUGGACUUGCUCAUUCAUGUCAAGCUUCAUCUUGCACAGUAGAAUCUGAAUUACUUUGGAGUGUUGCUAACUUCAAAUGUAGAUUGGUUGUAAUGGGGACCCUUUUUGGUAUCUAGGGAUGCGAGAGUUAAGAGACUCGCAUUUAUACGUACCUAGUUGAAAUUCUGAUGAAAAUUGCGAGAACAAUCUUUGCAAGCAGUUUUCAUAUCAAAUAAUUUAGUUUCGCGAUUAUACAUCCUAACGUGAUGUUA